Mobula hypostoma (lesser devil ray) is the source of this 6042-nucleotide messenger RNA. It is a transcript of the gene st6galnac3, whose product is annotated as ST6 (alpha-N-acetyl-neuraminyl-2,3-beta-galactosyl-1,3)-N-acetylgalactosaminide alpha-2,6-sialyltransferase 3. Gene Ontology annotation, molecular function: alpha-N-acetylgalactosaminide alpha-2,6-sialyltransferase activity. Gene Ontology annotation, biological process: oligosaccharide metabolic process; ganglioside biosynthetic process. NCBI's taxonomy places the organism in Eukaryota, Metazoa, Chordata, Chondrichthyes, Myliobatiformes, Myliobatidae. The transcript is spliced from 5 exons. The coding region runs from base 19 to 990 and encodes 323 amino acids. The record is from RefSeq and is a predicted model, not a curated record.
GUGCAAGGGAGAGGAGAAAUGUUCUGCGUUGGCAAGAAGAAAUCGAUUUUUGUGCUGAGUUCAAUACUGAUGGCCUCGCUCUUUGGGGCCGUGGUCCGGUACACAAACCACAUCUCAUCGCUGCUUCUUCAGUCUUACCCUGACCAGGAUGGGAUUUUAAGCACAGCAAGAGCGUUCACACAUACCACCAUCAGCCAGCAGCCCCGCGACCUCCUUGGCUACAUCAGUGUCACAACGCAGCAGCCUCUCCGCCUGCACUGUGACCUUUGCAGCAUUGUGUCCAGCUCCGGACAGAUUCUUGGCCAGAAGGCCGGCAAGCUGAUUGACCAGUCGCCCUGCGUGUGGAGAAUGAACAAUGCACCCACGCUGGGGUUUGAGUCCGACGUUGGCACCAGGACAACUGUCAGGGUGGUGUCCCACACCAGCUUACCACUCCUAAUACAGAAGCAGCAGUAUUACUUCGUAGAAGCCAAUGAGACCAUCUACGUUAUCUGGGGUCCCUAUCGGAAGAUGCGGCAAGAUGGACAAGGGCCCACAUACAACGAGUUACAGAAGCUGGCCAGAAAGUUCCCCCACGCCAAGAUCUACAUGACCACACAGGAACGAAUGAAGUACUGCGACAGGAUCUUCGAGCAGGAAACAGGAAAGGACAGGUUAUUGUCAGGUACAUACCUGAGUACUGGCUGGUUCACACUCGUGCUUGCAAUGGAAGUCUGCCCUAAAAUCCAUAUCUUUGGAAUGAUUAAUGAUGCUUAUUGCAGUCUUCACAGGGCCAGUGGACGCAAAAAAAUUCCUUAUCAUUACUAUGAACCUGGGAGUCAAGACGAAUGCGCAGAGUAUGUCAGGCACGAAAAAGCCCUCCGUGGAGGUCACAGAUUCAUUACCGAGAAAGCCAUCUUCGCCAAGUGGGCCAAACAUCAUAAUAUAACCUUCUCACACCCAUCUAGUGAACUCUCUGACACAGGCGCACAAACUCGGAAGGAGGACUGAAUAUUCCAAGAUGCGUUUAGAAGGAAGACAUUGCCACUAAUCUGUUUACUGUGGAAAACAUUGCUCCUCCACUCUUUGAUUGUGCAGUGAAUGCAUAUGGAUUUUAACACAAACUUCUGCACCAUCCCAGAAGGAAGAAAGAGCAAGUAGUUAAGUAUUUAAAGCAUUAAGUGUUUCACAAAUGUACUAGUGUACAUUUAAUGGACACAUAUUAAUCUGGCACUGUGUGUUGAAAAGUAGCACUUUAACACUUUGGCAAUGGAAGACUCAACAAUUUUUAACCAGUGCUCUGGAUUUUAAGUGGAGUGUUACCAGGCCUUGUGACUCCACCCCCUCAUCCACUGCUCAUUCAGGAAGAUCAGGUGGUCUGACAAGAAAUACCGAAAGAUUUGUUGGAGUUCAAUCAUAGCAUCAAAAUCAGAAAGGAAACAGCAGUUAAUCUGGCAACAUCUUCAUGUAACAGGCCAUUGAUAAUGUCGACAAUGGAAAGUUGCUCACUUCCUGAAGUGCUAAAACCCCUCUCCAGCACUGACAAGUCACGAGUUAGGAAAAUGUAUGUAUCAUUAUCAACAUUCAAGAAGUACUCGAGCUCUCAGGAAGAAGCUUGAUUGACAAUCCAUCUACCGUCUAAAAUGUAGAAAAUAAGAGCGGAGUAGGCCAAUCAGCCUAUGAAUCUGCACUGCUAUUCGAAGCUAUCAGUGCCCAAUCACCUAUCUCAAUAACAUGCUCACACUCUUUCCCAAUACCCCUUGCUGCUUUUUUUGUUGAGAAAUCUACCUACUCUGAAAUUCAUUGCCAUGGACAGCUGUAGAGGUCAAGUCAUUGGGUAUAUUUAAAGCAGAGGUUGAUAGGUUCUUGAUUAAUAAGGGUGUCAGUGAUUAUGGGGAGAAGGCAAGAGAAUGGAGUUGAAACAGACGUUAAGUCAGCCAUGAUCGAGUGGCAGAGCAGACUCGAUGGGCCAAAUGGCCUAAUACUUCUCUGAUGUUUUAUGGUCUUACGAUCUACUUCUUAAAUAUAUUCAGUGUCUUUUCCUACACCACAGGUUCACCAUCUGCUGAAUGAAGGAAUCUCACCUCAUCUCCAUCCAAAUUAUUCUGAGACACUGCCAUCUCAUUUCAGAACCACUAUUCACCACCGCACCACACAGCCGGAGAAACAUUCUCCUUGUAUCCACUCUUGUCUAAUCAAUGUAACAUUUCACUGAGGGUUCCUCUUACUCUUCUACACUCUGGUGAACUCAAUGUCUCUUUAUACAAUAAUCCCUCCAGCAAUCCCUCUGGUGAAACUCCACUCAGCUUUCUACCCUCAUUAAGUGGUUGGUUGGUCGUCCGUCGUGUUGGUGACAGUGAAGAAAACUGUGCAGGAGAAAUAAAGUGGGAAAACCAUUGCACUGGGGCAGCUUCACUCUCUUGACAUUGGAAGUCUAGGUCCAAUGGCCCCGUAACUGUGUCUGACUUGGCUGCAGUGGAUGACCAUGUGCCUCAUCAUGCCCUUCUCCCUCCAUGAGGCAGUGCGGAACCAUCUUCCUGGACAUUGGAUCUAUCUUUUGAUCUUAUCUGCCCAGUCCACCAGAGCUGACUACACAUGCUGGGACAGCUCAGCCCCCAUCUCACUGGGGUAUGAGGCCUGCUGACUACCCUCGGCUGCUUUAGCCUGCCUCUGCUGGGGUGUGGCCCCUUUUGCAUGUAAGCAGCUACUUGGAGCCACAGGUGAGAGCUGAGUGUCCCGUGGGAACCAAAGGUGAGUGAGCUGCCCCAGAAUGAACACAAGCCCCCUCACCAGAGGUGCCACCCCUUCCUGGACACCCCAUUCACUCCUUUCCUUGGGUAAAGCAGCACACAAUACUCCAGGUGCAUUCUCACUAUGACCCUCUAUUAAUGUAGAAGGACAUCCUUGUUCCUGUACUCAGAGCUUGCAAUAAAUCCAACACACCGUUUACCAUCAAAGGUUGCAAGGACAAGGCAGGAGAAUGGAUUGAGAAGGAUAAUAAAUCAGCCAUGAUUGAAUGGUGGAGAUUACUUGAUCAUCUGAAUGUCCCAAUUCUGCCUCUGUGUCUUAUGAUCUUUUGGUCAAAUUUACUUUUGGUAAUGGGUAUACGAAGACCCAGAAAUCCUUUUGUUUACAUCAACAUUUCCCAAUCUCUCACUAUUUAAAUAAUACACCUGCCUUUCAGUGUUUUUCUACCAAAGUGGAACUUCACAUUUCUCUGUGUUAUACUGCUUCUGCCAUAGAAUUGGCAACUCAUUCAUCUUGAAACCUCUCCUCACAUGCAAUCCCAUCCAGAUUUAUGCCCAUCUGCUAUUUUAGAAUUGUUUUAUUUGGUUCCCUCACUGAGAACAUUAAGAUAUAUUUCAUAGGUUCAUUUUAUUGUCAAAAUAUGCAUGUACAAUACAACUCUUGAUAUUUGUCUUCUCCAGAUAACCAUUAAAUCCAGAAAGACCAUGGGUGCUGAUGAAAAAAAAAGACAUUAACUCCCCGCACCCCCCGCAACCGGCAUGAAAACGAAAAGAAACAAAAUGUGCAGACCCAAAAAUCCCACCCUCACCCGCAGCAAAAAAGAGCCAUAAUAACAAUCCCCAACCCCCCACACAAAACAAUCCCCAACCCCCUCACUUGCAGCAAAGAACAGCAACCGUAACACCAAACCCCCAACCCCCUCUGACACACAAUAAUUAACACAUCACCCACCUGCCAAUUGUCCAAAAGAAAGAAAACACCAAAAGAGCGAGUGAAACCAAUAUACAGUCCAACAAUCACACAAAUCUGAGAAUACGGGAAACGUCUUUUCACCUGCAUACGAGGAGAGCAGCUGCACGGACUCAGUCCUUCCGUGAAGAGUAAUUGCCAACCCGGUUCCUAAUGCUGCCGACCCAGGGCCACAUGCACCAAUCCAGCUGCUGACUGCCUCUGUUGGGAGCUAUCGCUGACCCCAUCCACAUUCACCUCAAUGCUUCAAUCUCCUUUGCUGCUCCAAGAAGGAGUCAUUCAUGAUCCCAUGCCUUGUCUCUGGUCUUUUAUAUUGUUUUCCAGCUGGCUCCCAAACACUGAUCCCUGUGUUACCGCACUGGUUACCAAAGAAUGACCUCGUUCACACCUUGCUGCUGGUCAACCUAUGUUCAAUCCGUAUUACAUCCAAUACCUUAUGUUUUAAUUUUGUGCACUAACCUCAUUUUGUGGGAUUUUAUCCAAAGCCUUCCAGAGCUAUUCUACAAGUUACCUCUUUAGAAAACUCCACCAGUUAUAUUAAACAGAGUAUUCCUUUCAUAAACACAAGUGAUUCUACAGAUGCUGGAAUUCCAGAGCAACACACACAAAGUGCUGGAAGAACACAGCAAGUCAGGCAGCAUAUAUGAAGAGGAAUAAACUGCCGACGUUUUGGGCCAAGACCCUUUAUCAGGACUGAUAUUUUCUAACUAUCCUAUUAUCAUAUCUUUUAUUAAUAGACCAAGCAUUUUCCCUACAGCUGUUGUUAGGCAAAUAGAUCUGUAGUUCCCUGUUCUCUCUUUCCCUCCUUUUACACUUGCCACCACCUAAUUUGCAGGAAUGAUCCCAUAUUCUGUGCAGUAGAUGAUGACAAAUGCAUUCACUAUUCCUAUUCACUAUUCCAUGAUUUCGAUGGCUACUUCUUGUAUUCAUCAAGGGUACGGAUUAUCAGGCCCUGGGAAUGUUCAGUGCCAUUAACUUUUUUAGCACUGUUUUUAAACUAAUACUAAUUUCCUUUAAAUCUCCCUUUCCAUUAGAUCCCUGCAUUCCCCGCAUUUCUGAGAUGCAUUUGUGUUCCCUUCCAUUGAAGACAGAACUAGUGUUUAAUUGCUCUGAUUUUUCUUUGUUCCCCAGUGGAACUUUUCGUUUUUCUAACUGUAAGGGACUGACAUUUGUCUUCACAAAUCUUUUCCUUUUUACUUCCCUCUAGAAGCUUUGACAAACCAUUUUCAUGUGCCUUGUAAGUUUCCUUUCAUGCUCAGUUUCUCCUCACUUAAUCAACCUCUUGGACCUUUUUUUUUAUUGAAGUUUAAACUGAUCUCAAUGCUCCAACCAGCUAUUGUUUUCUGGCCCAUUUGUAUGAUGCCUCUUUAUAUCUAAUAUAAUCAACAGUUUUAGAAACUAUGACUGCCUUGCUUCAUCUUUUGUAUUUUUGCAUCAGAAAAGUAUAUUUAAAUGUUACAGUUCUGGUGUUUAUUCUUUGGCAUCAAAAGGUUCUGAUUCUAAUUGUACAUCGUGGAAACAGGCCCCUCAUCCCCACGCAAAUUCAGAUUUAUUUAUCAUAUGUCCACGUUAACACACAGUGAAAUGCACCAGUUACAUUAACAACCAACACUCCCAAGGAUGUGUUGGGGGCAGCCUGCAAGUUUGGACCCUGAACUCUGGGCUCACUGGCUCCAAUGCCUCAUUCUCACACAGAUGUCCUUUCCUGGGACAAACGUCCUUCGUGUCCUUCGUCACCUGUCCAACUCAAUGCUGACCAAGCAGUCUAAAAAUUAAAAGUAAAUUUAUCACCUAAGUAUGUAUAUGUCACCAUUUGCUGCCAUGAGUUUCAUUUCCUCAGAAGCAUUCUCGGUAGAACAAAGAAAUACAAUAGAAUCGAUGAAAAGCUACACACUGGCAAACAACCAAUGUGCUAGUCAAAUUGUGCAAAUACAAAAAUAAAUGAACAAACAAAUCAAAGCAAUAAAUAAAGCAUACUGAGAACGUGAGUUGUGGAGUCCUUGAAUGUCAGUGCAUAGGCUGUGAUCAAUGAUCAGUUCAGUGUCGAGGUGAGUGAAAUUAUCCAUGCUGGUUCAGGAGCCUGAUGGUUGAAGGGUAAGAACUAUUUUGAUCAAUGUUCAUGUAUUUUAAUUAAUUUUUCCAAUCUGUCGUUGCCAACACACUCUUUUGACUAAAUCUAGGACCUUUGUUUAGGUUUAAACUACUUCAUUUUCACUUCCAACAUGUUGUAGUCUCUCUUCCCUAAAGGAUUUGCAUAAUAAGAUUAUUAACUCACCCAUUCUCCGUGUUCAGUACCCACUCUAGGACAGCAUAUUCCCAGCUGGCUCCUUAAUGUACAAAUGUACU